Messenger RNA from Cydia amplana, 2065 nucleotides. It is a transcript of the gene RanGAP, whose product is annotated as ran GTPase-activating protein 1. Gene Ontology annotation, cellular component: nucleus; perinuclear region of cytoplasm; cytosol. Gene Ontology annotation, biological process: signal transduction; activation of GTPase activity; nucleocytoplasmic transport. The record is from RefSeq and is a predicted model, not a curated record. The transcript is spliced from 14 exons. Gene Ontology annotation, molecular function: small GTPase binding; GTPase activator activity. NCBI's taxonomy places the organism in Eukaryota, Metazoa, Arthropoda, Insecta, Lepidoptera, Tortricidae. Bases 96 to 2063 code for a protein of 655 amino acids.
AUUAAAAAAUAUCCGUUGAGUCGAGUGCCUUUGGAGUGUAUUGAUCCGAUGUUUUUAUAGUUUUUACGAUUAUUUAUUAAUAAUUAAGUUACAAAAUGUCGACAUUUGAUUUGAAAUCGUUCAGUUCGGCUUUAAACGAAACAAAUAAAGUACAAAGUGGUGUUGAUUUCACGGGAAAAUCGCUUAAAUUGGACACUGAGAAAGAUGCCAAAGACAUUGUAGCAGCCAUCUCAGCAUGCCCCGACCUGUAUUACCUGACGCUGACGGGCAACACACUUGGCGUGGCAGCGGCUGAAGCCAUCGCCAAGGCCCUGGAGUCCCACCCUGAGCUGAAAGUGGCCCGCUGGUCAGAUAUGUUCACCGGGCGGAUGAAGACGGAGAUUCCGCCUGCUCUAAAAGCGCUUGGAGACGGUAUGAUUGCCGCUGGCGCCCGUCUCAAAGUGCUGGACCUGAGCGACAACGCCUUCGGCCCUAUCGGCGUCGAGGGCCUCGCCAAACUGCUGCAGAGCGAAGUCUGCUCUGAGCUGGAGGAGCUCCGUCUAAACAACAACGGUCUGGGCAUCACCGGAGCCCGGCUGCUCGCCAAAGCGCUGUCGUCUCGGCCUCCCAAGCUGCGAGUGUUCAUAGCCGGCAGGAAUCGACUGGAAAACGAUGGCGCCACCGCACUGGCACAUGUUUUCGAGAAAAUGGGGUCCCUGGAAGAAGUAGCGAUGCCACAGAACGGUAUAUACCACGUCGGUAUAUCAGCUCUGUCAGAGGCCUUCAAACAGAACCCUCAGUUAAGCUGCCUCAACCUCAACGAUAACACCAUCGGGCCUAAAGGGGCUGAGGCGGUCGCUGAAGCCCUACCGAGAUUGAAAAACCUGAAAGCGAUCAACUUCGGCGACUGCCUGCUCAAGAGUAAAGGCGCGCGGACACUCGCCAAAGCGUUCAAAGAUAACUCAACACUCUUAGAGUGCCUAGAUUUGAGCCACAAUGAGAUUGGUCGUGCGGCGUGCAAAGAACUAGUAGACGCCAUCACGGUAUUACCGGACAGCGGUGAGCGACUGUCACGCGUCGUUUUAGCUGGCAACAGUCUCGGAAACGCGGCGAGUAAAAAGGGUAUGAAGGCGCAACUCGGGACCGCCGGGGAACUCACAGACGACGAAGGGGACAGCGGGGACGAGGACGAUGAUGAUGAUGACGAAGGCACAGAAUCAGAAGAAUCGGACGCUGAAUCCCAAGACGAGGAGAACACAGAAGACAGCGCAACAGAGGACGCGCAACACAGCUUCAACACCACCGGCAACACGACGGCGACAAGCAACAACAUCACUCUCGACACGUCAGGCAUGGAAGAAGUGAAGAACGACGUAGAACGUUUCCUAAAAGAGCCCACUCUACAGAACCUGGAGCGACUGGGUUCGAAUCCGGCGGAUGUCAUCGAAGCACACAUAGAGUCCAUACAAGAUACAGAUGAGCUGCUAACCCAGUACGUGAACGCGACGCUAUCCGUCGCCGGCCUGUCGCUGAACAGCGACAUAGCUGGGGACGCGGCGCAGCAACUCUUCGCGAGGACUAUAGCGGCUGCUAACAAGAGGGCGGCUACCUGGCCGCUCACCGAGAGGCUACUGAGGGGACUGGCCCUUAUAAAGCAACUCUUCGCGAGGACUAUAGCGGCUGCUAACAAGAGGGCGGCUACCUGGCCGCUCACCGAGAGGCUACUGAGGGGACUGGCCCUUAUAAAGGUAGUUAUAAACAUAAUACAGUAUAUAACUGACGUAGCUGGGGACGCGGCGCAGCAACUCUUCGCGAGGACUAUAGCGGCUGCUAACAAGAGGGCGGCUACCUGGCCGCUCACCGAGAGGCUACUGAGAGGACUGGCGCUUAUAAAGUCGGAGGAGAAGGCCCCAAUCCGCUGGCACCUCCCCGGCUGCUAUGCCAGCCUGGCCCGGGCCCUGCCCCAGCAGUUCCCCGCGGCGCUCCGCAGCACACUACGUUUCUUCAUCGGCGCCAAGUUGGCCAACCUGCCUACAGAGCUGCGGGAAUCACUGCAACAACAUCCGGUACUGUUACAGGAGUAAUA